UGCUCCAUCAUCAAGAAGAAAAUUAUUGAAAAUUGAGAUGCGAAUUCAGCCCAUUACUAUGUAGCUCUAAUUCAGGAACUUCCUUCCUGCUAGGCUCUGUUCGCUUCAUCCUGUAACAAAACAGUUUUAUCCUCUUGUUGGCCUUGCAGUUGGCAUCUUCCUCAAAGGGACAGUCGAUAAGGCAGCACCGAACCAAAAGGAUAACGAACGAGAGAGAGAGAGAGAGAGAGAGAGAGAAUGGCUUGUGUGUCGAUGGGAAUAUGGAUGUGUACACGAACUUGCAGUCCAACGGCGUCGCUUACUCUGCUCACUGGUUCAAGCAGAAGAUCCAACUAUGGUGCCUUUCUGAGAAUGGCCGCCAGUGGGUCGCAUCGUUCUGGGCGGCUUCAUUGCUCUUUUGUCCCCGCCGCUUCACUCUCUCUUUCUUCUGUUUCUUCCUUUUCAGGUAAGUCAUUGGGGUUGGACUUGAGCUCUGAAGCUGGGGUGAGAAGAGAGAAAGGUCGUGGACUAAUAGUGAGGGCUGGGAAGGCUGCUCUUUGCCAAACCAAAAGGAAUAGGUCCAGGAAGUCUUUGGCCCGGACUCAUGGCUUCCGCAAACGAAUGAGUACAACCAGCGGAAGAGCAGUGUUGAAACGUAGACGUGCAAAGGGAAGAUGGGUCCUGUGUACAAAGUCCAACCAUAAUAGUGGAAAGCGUCCUUAAUAAAGACUUCCUGGUUAAUUAAGGUAAAUGCAAUGAGGCCCGCUGGCUGAUUAAGUGGACACUUGUUAGAGGAGAAGCUGUUAGUCAUUACUUCCGUAUGUUACCGUUUGAAAAUUUUUCAUUGAUUGAGAAUCUGGAAUUCAUUCUUCCCUUCUCAAUCAUUUUCUAUUGCCUUCAUUUAAUGUGUGUAUUUUGGUGAUUCUUCUUUUGGUUUAAUUAUUAAACCUGUUAAAAUUAGCUUUUCA
Diospyros lotus (date-plum) is the source of this 947-nucleotide messenger RNA. Its product is annotated as 50S ribosomal protein L34, chloroplastic. The transcript is spliced from 2 exons. The record is from RefSeq and is a predicted model, not a curated record. Gene Ontology annotation, biological process: translation. Gene Ontology annotation, cellular component: ribosome; mitochondrial large ribosomal subunit. Gene Ontology annotation, molecular function: structural constituent of ribosome. The coding region runs from base 238 to 702 and encodes 154 amino acids. NCBI's taxonomy places the organism in Eukaryota, Viridiplantae, Streptophyta, Magnoliopsida, Ericales, Ebenaceae.